Neoarthrinium moseri is the source of this 1239-nucleotide messenger RNA. RefSeq lists its product as uncharacterized. Gene Ontology annotation, biological process: zinc ion transmembrane transport; intracellular zinc ion homeostasis. Gene Ontology annotation, molecular function: zinc ion transmembrane transporter activity. NCBI's taxonomy places the organism in Eukaryota, Fungi, Ascomycota, Sordariomycetes, Amphisphaeriales, Apiosporaceae. The record is from RefSeq and is a predicted model, not a curated record. Gene Ontology annotation, cellular component: membrane. The transcript is spliced from 8 exons. Bases 1 to 1239 code for a protein of 412 amino acids.
AUGGCAUUUCCCAGCAUCACAUCGACACAAAAGCUCAGCGCUGUUAUUACUAUCUCUUUUGCGUUCUUCGUGGCUGAAAUCGCCAUUGGGUUCAAAACCGGUUCUUUAGCGCUGGUAGCAGAUGCAUUCCAUUACCUCAACGACCUCAUAGGAUUUGCGGUUGCUCUCGCGGCUAUAUUAGUCACACAACGCGCUGCAUCGCCCAAGGAGUUCUCCUUCGGAUGGGCCCGUGCCUCGCUACUGGGCGCCUUCUUCAAUGGUGUGUUCCUGUUGGCUCUUGGUGUCUCGAUCUUCCUUCAGUCGAUCGAAAGAUUCGUUUCGAUACAGCGCGUCGAGAACCCCUUACUCGUUCUCAUUAUGGGCUGCAUUGGCCUCACGUUGAACAUUCUUAGUGCUGCACUGCUGGGACACGAGCAUCACGGACACUCUCACGACCACUCGCACUCACAUGAAGACAGUCACGUUCAUCCGGAUGAACACGCUUCUAAUGGUAGACACUCUCAUGAGCAUAGGCAUGCGCACACUCAUAGUCAUCGGCCAAUCAACAUCGAGAUGGGUCUAGUCAGCACUGAAAGUGCAGAUCGUACACCGAUGACACCUAUCAGCUCCCACGCCAAUCAUCGGCAUAACAUUGCCACACUAUCCUCCCCAGGCAGGGACCUCGGCAUGCUUGGGGCACUUAUUCAUGUCAUUGGAGAUGCCCUCAAUAACAUUGGAGUAAUAAUCGCUGCUCUUGUCAUGAUGCUGACUCACUACGAUGCCCGGUUCUAUGCCGACCCUGGCACUAGCAUGGGGAUCGCAAUCAUGAUUCUGCUCUCGUCCAUUCCCUUGGUGAAGAACAGCGGCAAGAUCCUAAUGCAAAGCGCGCCACGUGGCGUCAGUUUCGACGAUGUGAAGCACGAUUUGGAAAAGAUACCCGGCAUCGAGUCGGUUCACGAACUGCACAUAUGGCGCCUGGAUCAGCAGAAGUCCAUCGCCUCCGCUCACGUCGUUGUAUCCGACGAUAACGUCACCAACUUCAUGGACAGUGCCAAAACUAUCAAGGAGUGCCUCCAUGCGUACGGCAUCCACUCAGCGACACUUCAACCAGAGUUGGCCCAGCCACCGCCAAGGUCCUCGGACAUUGAGGGUUUAACAACAACCUCUGCCCCCACCCCUGCCUAUACCCCAUCAAUUGCUGCCUCUUCGAUUAGGAGACGACGAGGCAAUGAAACGGCUUUACCACAGAAGGCAUUGUGA